AUGAGCGAGAACGAGGGGGAGAAGCAGCCCCUAGGAGAUAUUUCUCUGCUAGGGGAGCUGCAACCCAGGGAGGAGCGACAUCCCGUGGGGGAACGGCCGCAGAAAAAGCCCUUCACGCAGCUGAACCUAGACGAGUCCAUACUAUUUUCGCUGCUGAUUCAAAGGUACCUGUUCUGCGCCAGCAUACAGGAAAAGGCCAUUCCCCUCAUUUCGAAAAAGGAAAAUGUCCUCCUGCACUCCGAAACCGGCAGCGGAAAAACGCUAUGCUUUGUUAUUCCUAUGCUACAGACUUUGGUGAAGUCCAAACUGGGGGCCAUAAGAAGGGACCAUCUUUUCACGUCCACAUGUGAGGACGCAAAGGAAAGGGAAGACGAAGAAGAAGAAGACGACGAUUGUUACAACGAAGAUAGAGUCAACUCUAUCUGCAACAAAUUUGAAAAUGUAAACAUAGAGAAGAGCAUUAUCCCCCAUGUCGACAUAAAUGUAGCAAAGUUUAUUCAGCAUAGCAGGGCCUCUCUGGAGGAAAAAACCCACAAGAAGGAUGUCGCUAUGCGGAAUGGAGGAAGAGUUAACAAAGAUGUUCAGUGCCCACCCCGCGGUAACAACCUGGACUGCGACUCCAUUAAAGACGUUGUAAAAAAAGCCAUUCGAUGCACCACGAGUGAGAACAAGAGCAAACAUAACAUACACGUGAACGGAGUGAUUGUGGCCCCCACCAGAGAGUUAUGCAUACAAAUAUACGACGUAGUAAAUAAAUUUCUGUUUUUCAUAAGAUUAUAUUUUGCUAAAACUUUUAACAUAGAUGUGGACGAAUUGGACAAGGAGGUCUUUUUCGUGAACUCCCUGCUAUUUAGGGGUGCUGUAAAAAUUGAGGAGGAUUUAAAAAUUAUAAAAAAUGAAAAAAAAAAAAAAAACAGAUACCAGAUCGUAGUGGCGACCCCGGGGAAGUUAUCAACUCUCUUUGUCGAUCACAACUCCUACUUUGACACUAACGAGUUAGCAUAUUUGGUACUGGAUGAGGGGGAUAAAUUGUUGGAACAGAGCUUUUUAAACUAUGUCCAGGAUGUUGUUAGGAGCAUCGUCUCGAAGGACUAUGCCACGUGCAUUUGCAGCGCGACGUGUCUGCAGGAGGAAAAAUUUUACAACUUGUUCUCGGACAAGAGAAGAGCCUUCAUCAAGUGCGUGGGGGGGGCAGCCGCGGAAGCGCCCGCUACAACUGUGAUGGGCGCUGCUACCGCUGCGGGAGAUGCGGCCGAUUCCUCUACUGCCAUCGCCAGCGCUGGCAGCACCGCGGGGAGCACGUUCCAAAUACCAGACAAAAUCGAAAACUACUACAUCACGGUGCGAAACCUGGACAAAAGCUUCUUUCUCUUCAAAUUCGUGAGCACAGUGGUGCGUGAGGGCGAGGCAGUGAUCGUAUUCUUGCCGACGUGUUUCUGCGUGGAUUUCUUCUUCCACGUAUUCAAGAAUGUACUUAACACGGAACAGAGGAGCGCGAAGGAAAUUUUUAAUCAACUCGAAACUCUCAACAGCAGACAUAAGAAUGUGUUCAGCCAAUAUGAUCUUGCGCUCUUCUGCAAAAUGAUUUGUUACACUCACAAAUAUAUGGGGAAGAAAAAAUUCAUUCUUUUAAAAAUACACAGAAAAAUGAAAGACAAAAAAAGGAUAAGUGCGUACAAGAAGAUAAAAGAAGACAAGUGUAAGAGUAAGAGUAAGCGGAGGAUCAAAAUUAUUUUCUGCACAGAUAUUAUGAGCAGAGGAAUUAACGUGGACAUUCAUUGGGUCAUCAACUACGAUGUUGCCAAUAAAAAUAUGACGUACAUCCAUAGAAGUGGCAGAACAGGAAGAUUUGAUAAAAGAGGGAAAAGUAUAAUUCUGCUUAAUAAGAAGGAGAAAGAAUAUAUAUACUUUUUAAAAAAUAAAAAAGUGAAUAUCAGCAAUUUUAGGAAAACAUCCAUGUUCAGGGACAUGCUCAGUUGGGAAUCCCGACUGAUGAGAAGUGAAGACACGUUGGACGCACAAGUGCGCGAAGUAGCCAACUUGGAGAAGGAGGACGUGGGGAAAUCCGUCCCUGAGAAAACCCUUUCGUUUUAUGGAAGCGCGCGCGGGGAACGCGUUGAAAGGAGGGAGGCAAAAAAAGGGGGAGGUGCCAAGGGGCAGCCUCCCAAAGGAGAUUCAACCGAGGGACUUUCCCCCAAGAGGGAUGCUCACAUCCUUUUUCUGAACAACAUGGUGAACAUAUUUCUAAAGUACAUAAUUUUUUUCAUCAUCGAGAACAGAGAAACAUAUUUGCUCUCGACGAAGGCGUUUCUUUCCUACAUGGAAUUUUACAGAAACCACCAGCUGAGUUUUCUCUUCCCCUUCCACAAGCUCAAUCUGUCGCACCUGUGCUACUCCUUUGCUCUGGUAAAAAUCCCUAAAUUUAAGCAGAAGAGCCAAAUUAAGAAUUUCAAACGGGUGGGCCUGAACACGUCCGACAUUCCAUACAGAAACGAAGAGAAGGAGAGAAAGCGGCAGGAGGAAUUGACACGCUUGGCACAUUUAAGAAGCGAGGAACACGCGGUCAAUGAGAAGGCAGAAAGCGAGACAAACGCGGCGGGAGGCAAACCCCACAAACGGAAGCAAGAAAAAAAACAAAAAAAAAGAAAAACCAUUGUGCAGAGAAAACACGAACAAAGGGACAUAGAGGAAAACGAAAUUGAGUCCCUAUUUUUUGAAGAAAAUUUAUACAAAAAAUUAAAAAAAAAAAAAAUUUCCAAAGAUGAGUACCACAGAUUGCUCAACAUGGAGAACCUAGACAAAAUAUUUUCCACCUCCCCCAGCGCGGGGAGGAACCAGGCCGUCGCCCCCCGGAAAAAUCAAGCAGCUGCGUCACACAGGAAAACGAGCAAGAAGAAGAGAAAGGUGUACAACUUGAAGGUGAAGAAAAGGCGGAAGGGGGGCGGCAAACGGAGGUAA
Plasmodium inui San Antonio 1 is the source of this 2958-nucleotide messenger RNA. RefSeq lists its product as hypothetical. The coding region runs from base 1 to 2958 and encodes 985 amino acids. Gene Ontology annotation, cellular component: nucleolus. The transcript has a single exon. NCBI's taxonomy places the organism in Eukaryota, Apicomplexa, Aconoidasida, Haemosporida, Plasmodiidae. The record is from RefSeq and is a predicted model, not a curated record. Gene Ontology annotation, molecular function: ATP binding; nucleic acid binding.